Messenger RNA from Oncorhynchus masou masou (cherry salmon), 4575 nucleotides. RefSeq names its product dedicator of cytokinesis protein 1-like. Gene Ontology annotation, molecular function: guanyl-nucleotide exchange factor activity; small GTPase binding. The record is from RefSeq and is a predicted model, not a curated record. Gene Ontology annotation, cellular component: plasma membrane; cytoplasm. Lineage: Eukaryota; Metazoa; Chordata; Actinopteri; Salmoniformes; Salmonidae. Gene Ontology annotation, biological process: myoblast fusion; cell migration; small GTPase-mediated signal transduction.
AUGUGUCAGUCUGUGUGGGUGUUCUCAAUCUACAAUUACGAUGUCCGUGGAGACGAGGAGCUGUCGCUACAGAUUGGAGACACAGUCCACAUACUAGAGACAUAUGAAGGCUGGUACAGAGGUCACAGGCUGAGGAGGAAGUCCAAGAAAGGGGUCUUUCCUGCCUGUUACAUUCACCUCAAGGAGGCCACCGUUGAAGGCAAUGGGCACAAGGAGACGGUGAUUCCCAACGAGCUGCCUCUGGUCCAGGAGGUCACCACCACCCUGCGGGAGUGGGCUUCCAUUUGGAGAGACCUCUACGUGGUGAGUGGAGGGGACAGGCGUGAGAUGUUUAACUCUGUCAGGGACAUGAUCUAUGACCUGAUCGAGUGGCGAUCUCAGAUCCUGUCAGGGACGCUCCCACAAGACGAGCUGACUGAGCUUAAACAGAGAGUCACCUCUAAGAUCGACUACGGGAACAAGUACCUGGAUCUAGACCUCGUGGUGAGAGAUAAAGAUGGCAACAUCUUGGACCCCGAGUCUACCAGCACCGUCUCUCUCUUCAGAGCCCACGAAGCUGCUUCCAAACAGAUCGAGGACAGGAUCCAAGAGGAGAAGUCUCAGAAACAGAAUGUAGAUCUGAGCAGACAGGCCAAGUUCGCCCAGACACCGUCCUUCGCUCUCUUCGUCACCCUGAAGAACGUGGUGUGUAAGAUCGGAGAAGAUGCAGAGGUCCUCAUGUCGCUCUACGACCCUGUUGAGUCAAAGUUCAUCAGUGAGAAUUACCUGGUGCGAUGGUCCAGUCAAGGCCUGGUGAAAGAUAUAGACCAGCUACACAACCUGAGAUCUGUCUUCACUGACCUUGGCAGUGAGGAUUUAAAGAGAGAGAAGAUCAGCUUUGUGUGCCAGAUCGUUAGAGUUGGACGGAUGGAGCUACGUGACAACAACACCAAGAAGCUGACCUCUGGGCUGAGGAGACCCUUUGGAGUGGCAGUAAUGGAUGUGACUGACAUCAUAACAGGCAAGAUGGAUGAUGAGGACAAGCAGCAUUUCAUCCCCUUCCAGCCGGUGGCCGGGGAGAGCGACUUUCUCCAGACCGUCAUCAACAAGGUCAUCGCUGCCAAGGAGGUCAACCACAAGGGACAAGGUCUGUGGGUGACUCUGAAACUGCUUCCGGGUGAUAUCCAUCAGAUCAGGAAGGACUUCCCUCACCUGGUUGACCGUUCCACAGCCGUUGCCCGCAAGAUGGGCUUCCCAGAGAUCAUCAUGCCAGGUGACGUGCGUAACGAUAUCUACGUAACCCUGGUUCAGGGAGAGUUUGAUAAAGGCAGCAAGUCCACCCCCAAGAAUGUCGAGGUCACCAUGACGGUCUACGACGAGGACGGAAAGAAACUGGAGAACGUGAUGUUCCCUGGUGCUGGAGACGAGGGCAUCUUGGAGUACAAGUCUGUCAUCUACUACCAGAUCAAACAGCCACGCUGGUUUGAAACCAUCAAGGUUGCCAUCCCUAUUGAAGACGUGAACCGAAGUCACCUGCGAUUCACCUUCCGUCACCGAUCAUCUCAAGAAUCCAAAGACAAAUCGGAGAAGAUAUUCGCCCUGUCGUUUGUGAAGCUGAUGAGGUACGAUGGGACGACCCUGAGGGACGGAGAGCACGAUCUCAUCGUAUACAAGGCGGAGGCUAAGAAGCUGGAGGACUCGUCUCUGUACCUGAACCUGCCUGCUACCAAGGUGGAGCUGGAGGAGAAGGGAUUGUCCACUACAGGGAAGGGUACACACAACCUGGGCAACUGUACCAUCAGCAAGGACUCCUUCCAGAUAGCAACCCUGGUGUGUUCCACCAAGCUCACACAGAACGUGGAUCUGCUGGGCCUGCUGAAGUGGCGCUCCAACACCAGCCUCCUACAGCAGAACCUCCGACAGCUGAUGAAGGUCGAGGGAGGAGAGGUCGUCAAGUUUCUGCAGGACACCCUUGAUGCCCUGUUUAACAUUAUGAUGGAGAACUCAGACAGUGACACAUUUGACACCCUGGUGUUUGAUUCCUUGGUAUUCAUAAUUGGACUCAUUGCAGACAGAAAGUUUCAGCACUUUAACCCUGUCCUUGAAACCUACAUAAGGAAGCAUUUCAGUGCUACUCUGGCGUACACGAAGCUGACCAAGGUUCUGAAGAACUAUGUGGAGAAUGCAGAGAAGCUGACGGAACAGCUGCUGAAGGCCAUGAAAGCCUUGGAGUACAUAUUCAAGUUUAUAGUGCGUUCCAGGGUCCUCUUCAACCAACUGUAUGAGAACAAAGGAGAAGCAGACUUCAUGGAGUCCUUGAGGAAUCUCUUCACUUCCUUCAAUGACAUGAUGAACAUCAACUCUGAGAACACAGGCAUGGUGAAGGGUGCAGCGUUGAGAUACGUCCCCACCAUCGUGAACGACGUCAAACUGGUCUUCGAUCCCAAGGAGCUCAGUAAACUGUUCACAGAGUUCAUUCUGAAGGUUCCUCUGGGUCGUCUGGUCAAACAGAAGCUACACUGCCUCAUCGACAUCGUCCACAGUGAUCUCUUCACACAGCAUGACUGCCGGGAGAUCCUGCUUCCUCUGAUGACAGAACAGCUGAAGUUUCAUCUAGAGAACCAGGAGGAACUGGAGGCCUGCUGUCAGCUGCUGAGUAACAUACUAGAGGUCCUCUACAGGAAGGAUGUGGGUCCUACUCAGUGGCAUGUCCAGAUCAUCAUGGAGAAGCUCCUGAGGACCGUCAACAGAACAGUCAUCUCCAUGGGCAGAGACUCUCCUCUCAUUGGCAGCUUCGUGGCCAGCAUGACCGCUACUCUGAGACAGAUGGACGACUACCACUACACUCACCUGAUCAACACCUUCGGCAAGAUGAGGACCGACGUUGUGGAUUUCCUGAUGGAAACAUUCAUCAUGUUCAAGGACCUCAUUGGGAAGAAUGUCUACCCUGGCGACUGGGUCAUCAUGAACAUGAUGCAGAAUAAAGUGUUCCUGAGGGCCAUUAAUCAGUAUGCAGCCGUGUUAAACAAGAAGUUCCUGGAUCAGACCAACUUUGAGCUUCAGCUGUGGAACAACUACUUCCACCUCGCCGUGGCAUAUCUUACCCAGGAGUCCUUGCAGCUUGAGAACUUCUCCAGCGACAAACGAUCCAAGAUCUUCCAGAAGUACCAGGACAUGAGGAGACAGAUCGGCUUUGAGAUCAGAGACAUGUGGUAUAAUCUAGGUCCACACAAGAUCAAGUUCAUCCCAGAGAUGGUGGGUCCCAUCCUGGAGAUGACUCUGGUCCCAGAGAUCGAGCUGAGGAAAGCUACCAUCCCCAUCUUCUUCGACAUGAUGCAGUGUGAAUUCCACUUCACAUGCAGCUUCCAACGGUUUGAGAAUGAGAUCAUCACCAAACUGGAUCACGAGGUGGAGGGGGGCAGAGGAGACGAGCAGUACAAAGUCCUCUUCCACAAGAUUCUGUUGGAACACUGCAGGAAACACAAGUACCUGUCUAAGAGUGGGGAGAGCUUUGUGAACCUGGUGGUUCGUCUGUUGGAGAGGCUCCUGGACUACAGGACCAUCAUGCACGAUGAGAACAAGGAGAACCGGAUGAGCUGCACCGUCAACGUGCUGAACUUCUACAAGGAGAUCGAGAGAGAGGAGAUGUACAUCAGGUACCUGUACAAGCUGUGUGACCUCCACAAGGAGUGUGACAACUACACUGAAGCUGCCUACACACUGCUGCUGCACGCUAAGCUGCUGAAGUGGACUGAGGAGCCGUGUGCAGCCCACCUCACCCAGAGAGACGGCUACCAGGCCUCCACACAGGGACAACUCAAGGACCAGCUCUACCAGGAGAUCAUCAACUUCUUCGACAAGGGCAAGAGGAAGCAGGCUCAGUUCUACGAGAACAUUGUGAAGGUGAUCCGGCCCAAGCCAGACUACUUCGCUGUGGGAUACUACGGCGUGGGCUUCCCUUCCUUCCUCAGGAACAAGAUGUUCAUCUAUAGGGGGAAGGAGUACGAGAGGAGAGAGGACUUUGAGGCCAGACUGCUCACCCAGUUCCCCAACGCGGACAAGAUGAAGACGACCACGCCGCCCGGCGACGACAUCAAGACCUCUUCCUCACAGUACAUCCAGUGUUUCACCGUCAAGCCUGUUCUAGAACUCCCUUCAAAGUUCCAGAACAAACCCGUCUCUGAGCAGAUCGUCAGCUUUUACAUGAUAAAUGAAGUGUAUCAGUUUCAGUACUCCAGACCGGUGAGGAAGGGAGAGAAGGACCCAGACAACGAGUUCUCGAACAUGUGGAUCGAGAGAACCACUUACACCACGGCCUACAAACUGCCUGGGAUCCUGCGCUGGUUCGAUGUCAGGUCUGUCUCCACGGAGGAGAUCAGCCCAUUGGAGAAUGCCAUGGAGACGAUGCAACUGACCAAUGAGAAGAUCAGCAACAUGGUGCAGCGUCACCUGAAUGAUUCCAACCUUCCCAUCAACCCUCUCAUGCUGCUCAACGGCAUCGUGGACCCCGCUGUCAUGGGCGGUUUCACCAACUACGAGAAGGAAGAUACAACCUUCAUACAGAAGACAAAAGAUUGUUUCUGUUAUGAGUUCUGA